AGAUUCCCGCGCUUUGUGGCAAAUUUCAUGUAUUCCGAUCGAGUCUUUUACAAUUAUUACAAAUCAAAACUACUUUCCCUUUCACUGGCACAGCUGAAUUUGUUUUUCUCCGCACCUGCUUUGCUGUUAUUAUAUAACUAGUAUUUUUGAAAAUUAUAAAACAAUGGGAAAGCCUGCAGAAGAAACUGCUGCCAAGAAGAGCGAUGAAAACUACACCAGUGAGUUUGACUGGAUUCAAAUUAGGCAAAAAAUGGAAGAAAAUAUUCAAGACGAAACAUUCGUCGGCAAAUUCAAGAGGAAGUUUUCUGAAAACCCUCUCGUCCCCGCAGGAGCAUUUCUAACUCUGGGAGUUUUGUCGUACGGACUGUGGAACUUUCGACAGGGAAAAAGUCACAUGUCCCAAGUGAUGAUGCGGUGGAGAAUCGCAGCGCAGGGAUUCACAGUUUUCGCCCUCGUCGGUGGCAUGUUCGUGGCUGCCAAUUCCGCGACCAAACAGGGUGUUUUCAUGGAGCCCCCUGCUGUCAAGUAGGAAGAGUAAAAAGCAAUUUUGUUGGAAAUUAUUGCUUUUUGAUUCAGGGGCGUUUAUAUUUGUAAAUAAAGAGUUUAUUGAUUAUUAGGAUAAAUAAAUGUGCAAAAUGUGAAAUAAACAAAAAAAUUGGGAAAAAGCUAUAA
This is a messenger RNA of Neocloeon triangulifer, 672 nucleotides long. Its product is annotated as HIG1 domain family member 2A, mitochondrial. The record is from RefSeq and is a predicted model, not a curated record. Lineage: Eukaryota; Metazoa; Arthropoda; Insecta; Ephemeroptera; Baetidae. The transcript is spliced from 3 exons. Gene Ontology annotation, cellular component: mitochondrion. Gene Ontology annotation, biological process: mitochondrial respirasome assembly. Bases 164 to 529 code for a protein of 121 amino acids.